Messenger RNA from Rana temporaria (common frog), 3772 nucleotides. RefSeq names its product family with sequence similarity 78 member A (gene FAM78A). The record is from RefSeq and is a predicted model, not a curated record. The transcript has 3 exons. Lineage: Eukaryota; Metazoa; Chordata; Amphibia; Anura; Ranidae. The coding region runs from base 498 to 1448 and encodes 316 amino acids.
GGAGUGGAGAGGUCUGUCAGCACAAGAUAGGUCUGUGAUCAGUCUCUUGCUCUUUCAAAGUUUCCUGUGCUGGCAGCAGCACAGGGUGGAGUGUCUCAGUUACAGAAGUGACAGUGACAUUAUAAGAUGCAUUGACCAGGACAAACCCGAUACAAUGCAGAUGGGAGGGUGAAGAGACCCUCUAAUGGGAUCCCCUGCGUACCCCACAGCACGCUUCUCGCUGUCAUAGAUGCUGCAAGUGACAGAUGAUUGCAACAGGACUUGUGAGCGAAAAAAAAGAAAAAAGAAAAGUGCAGGCUAAUCCCCCCCUUCAAUUAUUCUGCUCUCAACAGGAAUCCAGACGAGGACAGGAGACGGAUCGUGUGGCAGGCAACGAUCUGCGAGCACCCAAGGAGACUCUGUGCAUCUGCAUGCCAGCAAACAAACAGGUACCCAGCGGGGCAAUCCUGGAACCGGCACAUAGCUGGCAUCUCUGAGAUGCUCCUCAUUCCAUCUCUAUGGAUAUAGCAAAGGAAAUCUACCACGUCAGCUACAGCCGUCAGGACGAGGUCUCAUCCAGCUGUGACUUGGAUGGAAAGAAGAACAUCUUGGUCUCCAUGAGUCGUCUUCCUCAAGACUGCCUGAGCCUUCUAGAGAUUGCCCUGGUGCUAAAUACCAUGGGGUGCAUCCACAGUCUAAGCUGCAAGCCCAAGGUCUUUCGAGAGUCCAUUUCUGUCCUAGACAUCAAAGCCACCAUUGACUCCAUGCCAACAAGGAUUGAUGAGUCAUCUAGUGUCGUGCUGAGAUACAGGACACCCCACUUCCGAGCCACCGCUGAAGUCUUAGUGCCUCCAAUUACCGGGAAGGAGACCUGGAGGGUGGGAUGGAUUCAGGCCUGCAACCAUAUGAAGUUCUACAACUACUAUGGAGACUUGGGCAUGUCCAGCUGGGAACUGCCUGAUCUGGAAAAUGGUAAAAUCCCAGCAAUUAGUGACUCAGAUGGAGUCAACUACCCCUGGUAUGGCAACACUACUGAAACCUGCACUGUUACUGGCCCCACCAAAAGGGACACCAAAUUUACCGUCAGUAUGAAUGAUAAUUUCUAUCCCAGUGUGACGUGGGCUGUGCCUGUUAGCGAUUCCAACGUGCCUAUGUUGACGGGCAUCCGGAGGGACCAAAGUUUUACUACUUGGUUGGUGGCCAUCAACAUGGCCAGUGGUGAACUUGUUAUCCUACAUACCAUCAAGUGGAGGAUGAAACUGGAGAUUGAUGUCAAACCCACCUUACCACUGGGUCAGCGCGCCAAACUGCAGGAACCCUGUGGUCAGGAGCAACCACAAGUGCUCAACAAAAAUGAACCCAUCCCUCCCAGCGCCCUCGUGAAACCGAAUGCCAAUGACGCACAGGUCCUUAUGUGGAGGCCAAAAAACAAACCGGCAGUAGUUGUGAUACCCCCAAAACGUCGGUGAAUCUGAGAAAAUAGAUACAAGCUGCUAAAAAACAUGUAAUAAUACCAAAAAGAGGAAAGGUCAAAUAACUAUUUUUGCUUUAUUGAAUCCUUGGGUAUCACUGUGUUAUUUUUUACGCAAGAACACUGUUACGUGGCUGAGUUACAAGGAGGUAUAUCAGGAAUGCACAACUUAUGCAGAUACCUUCUCAGACCUUCAACCAGCUUUCAUGUAAACACACUGUUGUUACAUCAGUACUGGAUCCAUUUCAUUUCAGGUUGGAAUUAUGAUCCAAAAUGUUACAGAUCUGCUCUUGGUUUGAGCCUUCUAAGUUCUUCUUGAGAUUAUUUUUUCAUUAGGAUGUGUUAUUUAUGAAGAAUCAAUACCUCCAACAAACUUUCUUCUUAUGGUUUGAAAGUUGCCAAAAUGUCUCCAUUACCCCAUUGCCCCUAAAAGGCACUUUUUUUGUGUGCUGCCUUUGUUGAAGGAUUACAGACUAGUUUUGGUGACUGACAAGCUGACAGAAUAUACCAUAUUUUUGUGACAUGGCAAAAUGGCACCGGCUUAUUGUGUGCAGUUUGGCUCUUUUAUGAAAAACAAAGGAACAUAUACGUUGCCUGUAGGAUCCACUCCUGCACUAUCAAAACAGAACCUGAUUGGUUGCUACGGGCAAAGCCUCCACUGGUUUGCUCCUUUUUUAAUAGAAGAGUCCUAGAUAGUAAAAAGACAAACUCAGGGGUAGAAUAGCUAGUAGCCUAGCUACUGAAGGGAUAUGUCUGCAUUGCUGGCCAGUGCUAUUGUAUUCCUCUAUCAGUACAGCUGCUUUUCUUAAAAAGAGUAGCUAUGGUACAUAUUGUAAGUCUUCUUUUAACAAAAAGUGAUUUGUUAUUAGAAAAGAGCUUCAAGAGUUUCAUAUGGAUACGUCUGUUCACAAUUGAUAAAGUAACUUUGUACGGAUACCAUAAAGAUCAAUCACCUUCUGGCUACUUAUAAUAUUCAGGCACACUGGUGGAAAGAAACUUCUUAUGACGUUGUGGCUCCAUUUGACUUCAAGGACUUGCGUAGGCCAUCAAAUGAGCCAUGUGGUAUUGCAGCUUAGGCUGGAGUCACCAUAUAGAGAAUCCGGCAGGUGGCACAAAUUAGGUCACCACGGGUCAGAAGGAGGAAGCAACCAGGAAAUAAAGAGACACUUCCUUUGCCAGGAUCUUAAAAUUAUAUAAGUAACUAGCCAGCAGAUGAUUAAGUCUAUCUACAACUCAAAAGUGAAUUAUCAGCAUAGAAUGCUUAGCAAGGCGAUGAACCUGCUGGUGUUCGCCCAAAGCUGGGUUAUCCGUUUUGAACAGACUUCACAUUUAAAGUGGUUGUAAACCCUUACAUAUACCCAUGACUGGCCUCAGGUGAUAGACAGAGAUAAAACAAAUCCUCUUACAUAAGUUGUACCUAUUUAUCUACAGUUUUCUCUUCUCUACACCUGUUCUAAGUGCUAAAUGUAUAAUGCUUUUCUGGGAUUUCACAAAAAAGGGGGUGGAGAGCUGAAGUUACACUCUGCAGAGCUCAAUGAAGAGAGCUCUGAGAGCUGAUUGGAGGGAAGGGACACACAGCUCAAAGGAAUUGAGCUGAUGCUGUCAAUCUGGUGGAGGUCCCUCCCCUGUCACCAUUUUUCUCUUGGUGUCAGGAAAACUUCAGAAGUGAUUCAUGCUAAACAGCAGAGGAACGAAGCAGCAGACAGAAAUGACACAGUGUUCUUUAUUGAGACAAGUACACAUUUUAGAGGGAUAUGCUAUGUUUAUAUUUCAUGUCUGGGGUUUACAACCACUUUAAGCCUUUAAAUGCAAAUUAAAGGUUACUCACCUAAUGUGGUUUACAGAAAUAAUCUAAGGAACUGCACACCAGCACAUUUUAGGUAAUCCUUAAAGCCGUUUUCCGAGAUGGACAACAAUUCCACACUCCCUCUCCUUCCAUAUAUUACAGAGUGGUUAGAAACCAAGACUUCAGAUUUUGCCUUCAUGGCAAAUAAAACUUGAUAUUUUGCCAUGGUCAUGGGGAUGUGAUGACCCUCCACCACUUUAUAUCCCAAAGGCUGAUCUAAGUCCACUUAGCAAACAUAAUAAGAAGCAGAAUAAGGGGUUCUGUUUCUCAAAGUGAUAAAAGAGGGUAGUAGUAGUGGGGUAGUUCUUAAGAAACUGUGAUAAGUGAAGCCUGUUAUACUGUAGAAAAUAGAAGUUCUCCUUGGUUAUCUCCAUGUUGAUUGUUUUUAAAGCUGAAUUCCAGGUAGAUUGUAAAAAACACCAGCUGAUAAAGUUAUGCCAUUGUAUUUUAAAUGCAGCAAUAGACAUGUGCAAUUG